CAGGCGGGACCUGAGACGCGCCGGCCGGAGCGGCGCGGGCGAGCCGAGCGCAGCAAGCCGCACUGCCGCCGUUCCCGUUCCGUCUCGCUUUCCCUCUGCUUGCGACCGCCCGCUUAACCCUCUCCCGGACAGCUGGAUUGAAAGAAACUGCAAUGUCUGCUGUCAUCUCAGAUAGUCCUCCAAACCCAAGCUGCAAAAUCAUGACUUUUAGGCCUUCGAUGGAUGAAUUCAGGGAGUUCAACAAAUACUUAGUGUACAUGGAAUCACAAGGUGCUCAUAGGGCUGGAGUUGCAAAGGUUAUCCCACCAAAAGAGUGGAAGCCAAGAAAGCAUUAUGAUGAUAUUGAAGAUUUGGUGAUUCCUGCUCCAAUUCAGCAGAUGGUCACUGGCCAGUCGGGGCUAUUCACACAGUAUAACAUUCAGAAAAAGCCAAUGACAGUAAAGGAGUUCAGGCAACUGGCCAACAGUACCAAAUACUGCACCCCAAGAUACGUAGAUUAUGAAGAUCUGGAGCGUAAAUACUGGAGGAACUUGACUUUUGUGGCACCAAUUUAUGGAGCAGAUAUCAAUGGGAGCAUUUAUGAUGAAGGUAUUGAGGAAUGGAAUAUUGCCCAUCUUAACACAAUAUUGGAUGUUGUAGAAGAAGAAUGUGGAAUUUCUAUUGAGGGUGUAAAUACACCAUAUCUUUAUUUUGGCAUGUGGAAAACAACAUUUGCGUGGCACACGGAAGACAUGGAUCUCUACAGUAUUAAUUACCUCCAUUUCGGGGAGCCCAAGUCAUGGUAUGCUGUUCCUCCAGAGCAUGGGAAGCGGCUUGAAAGACUAGCUCAAGGGUUCUUCCCCAGCAGCUCUUAUGGAUGCGAUGCUUUUCUUCGCCACAAGAUGACUCUGAUUUCUCCAUCAAUAUUGAAGGAGUAUGGAAUUCCUUUUGACAAGGUUACACAAGAGGCAGGAGAAUUUAUGAUCACUUUCCCAUAUGGAUACCAUGCAGGAUUUAACCAUGGUUUUAACUGUGCAGAGUCAACAAACUUUGCCACCUUCAGAUGGAUUGAUUAUGGAAAAGCAGCAAAAUUGUGCACUUGUAGGAGGGACAUGGUGAAAAUAUCUAUGGACGUCUUUGUGAGGAAGUUUCAACCAGACAGAUACCAGCUGUGGAAACAAGGCAAGGAUAUAUACACUAUUGAUCACACAAAACCAACUCCUGAAUCAACACCUGAAGUGAACACCUGGUUACAAAGAAAGAAAAUAAAGAAAUUUCGCAAGAGCUUCCCUCACACCAAAUCUCGAUCUAAAAAGCUUAAAACUCCAGAGGACAAGAGAGUAUCUGCUAUGGUAGCUGGUGCAGAAAUCACAGCAAGUGAAGCAGCUACUGAUGGCUUCAAGGUCAGUGAAGAACCUGGGGAAAAAGAGAGACUUGUAAACACAGAAGUGCCUUCUGGGGGAGAAGACGACAGUAGUAGAAUGCAGCUGGAUCAACAUUUGUUGGAUAAUGUCAAGGUUGCAGGAAGCAUCCAUUCAGACUCAUUUUUGAGACCUGUUCCUGCACUAGAGAAAACAAAAAUGGAAGAUGAGAACAGGACAGAUUCCAGUCAUCCUCUUGCAUUUGAAGUUUCUGUCGCUUGCAUGUCAACUUCAGCUAGCUGUAGAGAAGAAGUGAGUUUGGCAUCUCAGUAUCAGUCUGUUUCACCCAUCCCAUGCCGUAAGUCAGAGGGACAAGCUUCUGAAGCUGAAAACCCAGAUAAAGAGGAAAAAGUCUUGGUAGAGGAUGAUGUCAACGACCGAGAAAGCUGUGGAAGUACGUUGGAACAUGAAGAAGUUCCUGUUGUAAAGAACGAUGAGAAAGAUGGCAUGGAAACAUCCAGUUCAGUGGAAGCUGAAAGAAUGAAAAUAUCUAAGAGUUGGCGUCAUCCACUAAAUAAACCCCCAACUAGAUCUCCAAUGACUUUGGUUAAACAGCAAGCAACUAUUGACGAAGAAUUGCCUGAGACUACCUUAAUUGAAGAGAAAGUUCAAGAGACAGAAAUAUGGGCCAGGCCUCUGGUCUACCUUUGGCAGACAGGGGUACCCAAUUUCAAUGCUGAAAAAGAAUACAAUGCAGCUUGUGCAAAAAAGGAACCCCACUGUGCCAUUUGCACUCUUCUCAUGCCAUACUAUAGGCCAGACAGUCAUGAUGAAGAAAGCCCUACUUUCAGGGAAGCAAAUUCAGCAGAAACACUGAUGACUGAAAAUGAGAAGACCAAACCUCUUAUUCCAGAGAUGUGUUUUAUUUAUAGUGAGGAAAACACUGAAAACUAUCCAUCAAAUGCCUUUAUUGAAGAAGAUGGAACAAGUCUUCUGAUUUGCUGUGCAAAGUGUUGUGUACGGGUUCAUGCAAGUUGUUAUGGUGUUCCUUCUCAUGAAAUCCAUAAUGAAUGGUUAUGUUCUCGAUGCAGAAAAGAAGCCUGGACAGCCGAAUGUUGUCUCUGCAAUUUGAGAGGUGGGGCAUUAAAGCAAACUACUGACAAGAAGUGGGCACAUGUAAUAUGUGCAGUUGCCAUCCCAGAAGUCAGAUUUGGUAAUGUGACAGAACGUACUCCGAUAGACACUAGCAGAGUACCUUUGCAAAGAUUAAAAUUGAAAUGUAUCUUGUGCAGACAAAGAAUUAAGAAAACCUCUGGUGCCUGCAUUCAGUGUUCAUAUGGAUGCUGUCCAGCGUCCUUCCAUGUUACCUGUGCCCAUGCUGCAGGCAUGCUGAUGGAACCUGAUGACUGGCCAUAUGUUGUCUAUAUCACAUGUUUCAGGCACAAGAUCAACCAAAAUGUGAGAGCUAAAGCAUGUGAGAAAGGCAUUAGAGUUGGGCAGACAGUCAUCACGAAACACAGGAAUACAAGAUACUAUAGUUGCAGAGUCAAAAGAGUGACAUCUCAACUUUUCUAUGAAGUGAUGUUUGAUGAUGGCUCUUUCAGUCUGGAUACUUUUCCCGAAGACAUUGUAAGCAGAGAUUGCCUAAGGCUGGGCCCACCUGCAGAGGGAGAGGUUGUCCAAGUGAAAUGGCCUGAUGGAAAACUGUAUGGUGCGAAGUAUGUGGGAACAAACACAAUUUACAUGUAUCAGGUUGAGUUUGAAGAUGGCUCUCAAAUAGUAAUGAAGAGAGAGGAGAUCUACACACUAGAUGAAGAGCUCCCUAAGAGAGUAAAAGCACGUUUCUCUACAGCCUCUGACAUGAGAUUUGAAGACACAUUCUAUGGUGCAGACAUUAUCUUGGGAGAGAAGAAGAGGCAGAGAGUAUUGAGUUCCCGCUUUAGGAAUGAAUAUGUGAAUGAUCCGGGAUACCGCACUUUCUUAAAAAGCUCAUUCCAGAAGGAAUGCCAGAAGGGGCUAUAAAGAAAGCAAGAGGGGGUGAGGAAUGUUGGUUACAAAGCAUGCAGCAUUAUUUGCAAUUAGUUUUGGUUUAAUUGAACACUGUUUUACAAUGACCUAAUCUGUAGAUCAACCUCGUAAACUGAAGUUCUUGAGUUCCGAUUUCUUCAGCUAAUGUAUUAAAAUUUUAUAGUGUUUUGGUUAUGAAACCAAGGGGGAAACCAAGUGAGAGUAAGAGGGAUUACCCAGUGGUAUGCGGAAAAAAACAUUCACUCCUUUUCGCAUUGAAAUACAUGGUAAAAUUCCUUUUGAAUUGUGAGAGAAAAUUCACAUUCAAAAAAGGAGACAUUUUAGUAAGCAGAGAUAGUAUCAGUAGUUCAUUUUUUUUCUGCAGGCAGGAAAGGAUGUUAAGUUCAGUAACAGCAGUUUUCAUAAAACAUUUACAACAAAUAUGAGUGUGUACAGUAUUAAGACAAAAGCUGUACUUACUUUGUACAGUGCUUAUACACUUUUAUGUCACUACUGCUUUCAGUAGGGUUUGACAUGGACUCAGCUGUUGAUUUAGAUAUUUUUGGCUAUUAAAGAAGAUACCUUCAGCACAGCAAGGGUGUUUUGUAUAUUUAAAGAGGCAGAUUUUGGCAGUUAUUUCUCAACAUGUUUUUCAUAAGAUCUGUUAAAAUAGCUAUUUGUAAAAUACAAGUUUCUUUCAUUUUGUGUUUGAAAAAUUAAAAUUUAAAUCUAUAUGUUUAACAGACUAGUUUUGAAUGAAUAUAUUAUGGCCUUCCUUUGAAAUUAAUGUUCUAUCAAUGUAGUAAUGUUUUAAACUAAACAAAUAAAUACUGUCUUUUACUUGC
This is a messenger RNA of Melopsittacus undulatus (budgerigar), 4192 nucleotides long. It is a transcript of the gene KDM4C, whose product is annotated as lysine demethylase 4C. Gene Ontology annotation, molecular function: histone H3K9 demethylase activity. The transcript has 22 exons. The record is from RefSeq and is a predicted model, not a curated record. NCBI's taxonomy places the organism in Eukaryota, Metazoa, Chordata, Aves, Psittaciformes, Psittaculidae. Gene Ontology annotation, biological process: chromatin remodeling; regulation of gene expression. The coding region runs from base 153 to 3362 and encodes 1069 amino acids. Gene Ontology annotation, cellular component: nucleus; chromatin.